CUUGGUGAGCCCGCCCCUAGCGUGCGAAAUCCUUUCUAGGGCUCAGUUGCGUCAUAACGCUGCUCCGCCCAGGCCAGGCCGCUAAAGCUGUGUUUCCUGCAGAGCCGCUUUCACUUCGCUGCCUAAGACCAUGGGCGCUUUCCUGAGUGGUGGCCAGGAUGGUCCGGAGCCCGCGCAGCCCCAGCCUCCGGCGCCAGAGGGUCCGCAGCAGCCUCAGCCCGAGCCCGGCCCAUGGGGACCACUGGAUGAUGUGCGCUUUCUGAUCGCCUGCACAUCCUGGUACUGACCCGGUUACCCCUGGCCUACGUGCCCUCUUGGGUCUGGCCCGGCUGUGUCUCCUCACUCCAUGAUUUCUUACUUCCUCACUCUGGGCAGAGAUUCAGGAAAGACCCUAGAGACUGGAAGUCCCACAGGGCGACCUCGGGGGACUGCUCCCCAAUCUCUCAGAUUUGUUCCUUCCUCACCAGCCCCUGAACCAGAUCAUUUCCAAGCCCCUUUGCAGCUCCGUCCUGGGGCAGCCUCACUGAAAAGAAGAACCAGGACCAGAUGUGGGCCUUCUAGCAGGAUCUGAUACUGUUGAACUCUGGUUUCCCUUGCUAGAACUGAGCUGCUGAUGGUGUCUCAGGCCACGGGCCCUGUGCCCUGUCUCCAGAGAAACCUUGCCACAGUGACCCUCCCAUACUCCUGAGGUACCUGGAGGGAGGACAUCUAAUUGCUGGCUAGCAGAUGUGUGAGGCAGCUGCAGAACGCCCCAGUGUACCCUUCUCUCAGUAGCUUUUUAAGGGCACACUCAGGCCCUCGUCUUUGUUCCCACACCCCAGGGAAAAGACGCUGUAUUUCUGUUUUAUUUAGAAAUGAUUUAAAAAACAUCAUACAAAGGCUGAUCAGUUUAAAAUGUGACCGACACUGAGAUGCUGUGAUGUCACCCAGGCUGAGGGGAAGCCGAGCUCUGGGGGCCCUGGUGCUUUGCCCCUCUGACUGCUCUGGCCUGGGGUGAUGGACAAACAGAUGACUGCAGGCAGAAGAAUCCAAGAUUGGAAGCCUCUAGGCUGAGCCCUCUGGGCCCGGCCCUGCAUCCCUCACACCUGCAGCCUGGGCUGCCUGCCUCCAUCUCCUGCUCUUUCUCAACUGGUCUUGGAGUACCAGGAGCCAACAGGGAGUGUGCGGGGCCUAGAGCUUUCAAGAAGUGAGAGCACCAACCUGAGGAGAGGGACCAGGAAGUUGGGGGAGGGAGGCCCAGAAGAGAGGACUAGAAAAGACAUUGAUCUCAGACCCUAGAAGGGCCCACAGAUGGGAACACAGACCCAGCCAGGGCCACUGAUGGCAGGGGUAGAUAACAACACUUCCCUGGGCUACAUUUGAGGGCAAGAUGAGGGCUGCCCUCAGUCUCUUAGGGCUUUCGUGUAAGUGGACAGGUGUGAGCUAAUAAAGUGCUUGGCAAAGUAUAAAA
Messenger RNA from Myodes glareolus (Bank vole), 1450 nucleotides. It is a transcript of the gene Mmp24os, whose product is annotated as MMP24 opposite strand. The record is from RefSeq and is a predicted model, not a curated record. NCBI's taxonomy places the organism in Eukaryota, Metazoa, Chordata, Mammalia, Rodentia, Cricetidae.